Molecule: messenger RNA, 1182 nt
Organism: Chrysochloris asiatica (Cape golden mole)
Lineage: Eukaryota; Metazoa; Chordata; Mammalia; Afrosoricida; Chrysochloridae
Gene: CD86
Product: CD86 molecule
Exons: 7
Coding region: 1-1182 (393 amino acids)
Biological process (GO): T cell costimulation; cellular response to lipopolysaccharide; positive regulation of T cell proliferation
Cellular component (GO): external side of plasma membrane
Source: RefSeq, a predicted model, not a curated record
AUGGCUUUUGGAACAAUGUUGGGAAAAGGAUGCAGUAGAAGGGACAAUAUGGGACUUUGGAGACUAGGCCAUGAAAAGCAUUGUAACUUCCUCUUUACUCUCUUUUUUGAUGUACUUCUGGGAGAUGUCAGCUACCAUGUUGUGGAAAGAGGCACACAGGUUGAUAAGCUGAAGCAUCUUGCUAAUGCUGGCAAAGAACUGAGGACUCCAACCAACAGCCAGAUAGAAGCCAAUUGUUGUAUCUUGGAUGGCCUUCUACAAGCUUUUAAGACCUCAGGUGCUGCUGCCACCAUAAAGACUGUGGCCUAUUUCAAUGAGACUGCACAUUUGCCAUGUCAAUUUAUUAACUCUCAAAACUUAAGCCUGGACAAGCUCGUAGUAUUUUGGCAGAAUCAGAAAAUGUUGGUUUUGUAUGAGCUAUACGAAGGCAAAGAGAAAGCUGAUAAUGUUGCUCUCAAGUACAAGGACCGCCACAUACGUUUUGACAAGGAGAAUUUGAUCCUGCAUCUCCACAAUGUUGAGAUCAAGGACCAGGGCAUUUAUGAAUGUGUCAUCCAUCAUAAAAGUCCUCAAGGACUUAAGCAUCUUUUAAAGACGACUGCUAAAUUGUCAGUGAUUGCUAACUUCAGUCAACCAAAAAUAAUGCAAGAUUCUAAUUCAACAGACAAAUCCUAUAACAAUUUGACUUGCUCUUCUACACAAGGUUACCCACUGCCUAAGAAGAUGUAUUUUUUGGUAGAGAGUGAGAAUUCGACUACUACAUAUUUUGCUGUCAUGCAGAAAUCUCAAGAUAAUGUCUCAGAACGCUAUAAUGUUUCCAUCAACUUUUAUUACCCUGGACUUCAUAAUACAACGAAUAUGACAAUCCUGUGUGUCCUCUGUGUCGCAGAUGUACAGUCUUUGCAAUCCCAGACGGCUGAGAUGUGUCUUCAGUCCAAACCUUAUGUUACAGCUCCAAAGUCACCUGAGACACACCAGAUUUCAAAUGACCACAAACACUGGAUUGCUGGCAUCCUUACAGUGAUCAUUGUCGGUAUGAUGGUAGGCGUUCUAGCCCAAUGGAAGAGGAAGAAGAAGCAGCCUGACCUCUCUUAUGAGUUUCAUGAAUGUGAAAUAGCACUACUGGAUGACUUUAACGAACAGAAAUUUAUUCUCUCGCACUUUAGGAGACUAGAAGUUUGA